CUCUGCUCUAGAAAAAAUAUUGUCCAAAUACUGUUCGGUUUUUUGUUCGGAAAAUCGACCCUGUUCCGGACAUUUACUUGACAUUCAUCAUGAUAUUGUACAUUUUUUAUGUGGUUAAAAAUUCUCAAUCUCCGCAUCUUGUAUUAAAUUGUAACAAAUAUUGUAUAAUAGCGUACGAGUGUCCAGAAAUUGACCCCAUUCCGAAUAUUUAUCGGACAAACAUUUUUUAUAGGGGUGCGGAAAUAAUCUGUUCACUCGACUAUGAAAAAAACUGGAUAAACACACUCCAAGCCGGAAAUAAUCCUAACAAUGAUAGUAAAAUAUCUUUCGUCCACUAAUCUGACAAUCGACACACGAUUAUACAGUACAGUCAAACCUUUAUAUAACGAUAUGUCGGGACAUAUAUGAAAU
Molecule: messenger RNA, 411 nt
Organism: Rhizophagus irregularis DAOM 181602=DAOM 197198
Lineage: Eukaryota; Fungi; Glomeromycota; Glomeromycetes; Glomerales; Glomeraceae
Source: RefSeq, a predicted model, not a curated record